CUAUACCCUCUCUCGUAUUCUUUGUUCUUAUCUAUUCUCCGACGCAGCUCUCUCUCUCUCUCUCUCUCUCUCUCCAGACUCCAGACCAGAUGGUUGGUGCUCGAGGAAUUUCGCUUCAAUGUCUGGCUGUGGCGUUGACACUACACGUGGCAGUCAUCGCGGGCGAGUUCUUCAAGCCAUUCAACGUCAGCUACGAUCACCGAGCACUGAUUAUCGACGGCAAGCGUCGUAUGCUUAUCUCCGCUGGAAUUCACUACCCUCGCGCCACCCCUCAGAUGUGGCCCGAUCUGAUUGCUAAGAGCAAGGAAGGUGGGGCAGAUGUCAUCCAAACUUACGCAUUUUGGAGUGGACAUGAGCCAGUCAGAGGACAGUAUAAUUUUGAAGGGAGAUAUGAUAUCGUCAAGUUUGUGAAGCUAGUGGGAUCCAGUGGACUCUAUCUUCAUCUUCGAAUAGGUCCAUAUGUCUGCGCUGAGUGGAAUUUCGGGGGCUUCCCUGUAUGGCUACGUGAUGUGCCUGGCAUAGAAUUUCGUACAGAAAAUGCACCCUUCAAGGAGGAGAUGCUGCGUUUUGUUACGAAGAUAGUGGAUCUGAUGCGAGAGGAGAUGCUCUUCUCAUGGCAAGGUGGUCCAAUCAUAAUGUUGCAGAUUGAGAACGAAUAUGGAGAUGUUGAAGGCUCUUACGGACAGGGAGGGAAGGAAUAUGUUAAGUGGGCUGCUAAAAUGGCCGUUGGGCUCCGUGCUGGUGUUCCAUGGGUCAUGUGCAAGCAAGUUGAUGCUCCAGAAGAUAUUAUAGACGCCUGCAAUGGAUAUUAUUGUGAUGGUUUCAGGCCAAAUUCCUACAAGAAACCGACACUUUGGACAGAGAAUUGGGAUGGAUGGUAUACAACCUGGGGUGGAAGAUUGCCACAUAGACCUGCUGAAGACCUUGCUUUUGCUGUGGCUCGCUUUUUUCAGCGUGGAGGGAGCUUUCAGAAUUAUUACAUGUUUUUUGGUGGGACAAACUUUGGUCGGACUUCUGGGGGCCCAAACUACAUCACGAGUUACGAUUAUGAUGCUCCACUUGAUGAAUAUGGAUUACUGAGACAACCUAAAUGGGGGCACUUAAAGGAUCUGCAUGCUGCUAUAAAGCUUUGUGAACCUGCUUUAGUUGCUGUUGAUUCACCCCAGUAUAUAAAAUUGGGACCAAAGCAGGAGGCACAUGUGUAUGGUACAAAUGUUCAUGGUGAAGGCCAGAUCUUGACCUCGUUGGAAAAGAAAAGCAGAUGCUCCGCGUUUCUUGCCAAUAUUGACGAACAUUAUUCGGCUACUGUGACAUUCUUUGGUCAUGUAUAUACGUUACCACCAUGGUCAGUGAGCAUAUUACCAGACUGCAGGGAAACAGCUUUCAACACCGCAAAGGUUGGAGCUCAGACCUCCAUUAAGACAACAGAAUUCAGUUUGCCAUUUUCCACAAAUGUUUCCAUACCGAGUCAGGAUAAAGUUUCACUUAUCUCGGGAACCUGGGUGACUGUUAAAGAACCAAUUGGUGCAUGGGGUGAAGACAAUUUCACCGUCAGAGGCAUAUUGGAGCAUUUAAAUGUGACAAAGGACCGUUCUGAUUAUUUGUGGUAUAUGACCAGAAUAUAUGUUUCUGAUGAUGACAUGUCAUAUUGGGAGGAUAAUUCAGUUGAGCCUGCACUAUCAAUUGAUAGCAUGCGUGACUUGGUGCGCAUAUUCAUUAAUGGGCUAUAUGCAGGAAGUAAAGUUGGCCAUUGGGUUAAGGUGGAACAACCCAUUCAGCUUAAGCAAGGAUACAAUGACUUAGUGUUAUUAUCUGAGACAGUUGGCUUGCAGAACUAUGGAGCGUUCUAUGAGAAAGAUGGGGCAGGGUUUAAGGGUCAAAUUAAGCUUACUGGGUUUGUAAAUGGGGAUAUUGACCUCUCUGACACAUUAUGGACUUACCAGGUUGGGCUUAGAGGUGAGUUUCUACAGAUAUAUAGUUUGGUUGAAAAUGAAACGGCUGGAUGGACUGAUCUGACACUUGAUGCAAUUCCAUCCGCAUUUUCUUGGUACAAGGAUUUGUCUGUUCAAAGAGGCGUGUCUAGUCCAAAGCAACAUAUCUUCCGCAAAGGGUAUUCUGUUUGGAAAGAACCAGCAUAUUUCAAAGCGCCUGUUGGGAUGGACCCAGUUGUCCUUGAUUUGAGAAGCAUGGGAAAAGGCCAGGCAUGGGUCAAUGGCCACCAUAUAGGAAGAUACUGGACUAGGGUUGCCCCAAAAGAUGGAUGUCAAAGGACUUGUGACUAUCGUGGUCCUUACAAUUCAGAAAAGUGCACCACAAAUUGUGGCAAGCCUACACAGAUCUGGUACCAUGUACCAAGAUCCUGGUUACAGACAUCCCAUAAUUUACUUGUCCUCUUUGAGGAAACAGGAGGGAACCCACUUGAGAUAUCAAUCAAGUCACACUCGACCAAGGUCAUUUGUGCACAAGUGUCAGAGUCCCAUUUUCCACCUCUCCGAGCGUGGUCCCAUCCAGAUUUUGUCAAUAGAAAAGUAUUAGUAAGUGAGAUGAUCGCCGAAAUGCAUUUGCAGUGUGAUGAUGGCCAUAAGAUCUCCUCCAUUCAAUUUGCUAGCUAUGGAACUCCCAAGGGUAGCUGCCAAAAGUUUUCCAUAGGCAACUGCCAUUCACCAAACUCUUUGUCUGUGGUGUCUCAGGCAUGUGAAGGAAGAAAUAGCUGUUCCGUUGGAAUUUCUAAUGCCAUGUUCGGAGACGAUCCUUGUCAUGGCACUGUCAAGACGUUAGCAGUCGAGGCCAGAUGUGUGCCAUCACCAAGCAUUGGCUUCUCAGCUAUGAAGUGAGAAGCAGGUGAUGUGAUGAAUGGAACUCAUAGCUUAUCUGAUCUAAAUGAACGCCUUUAGGGUUUGUGAAAGUUGCAUUCCAUACACAGGUUAUGUUGUUUCGAAUGUUCUUUCAUAACAUAGUUGUGGGAGAGCUCAGAUUGGAUUCAAUUUGGGGCAUGAUGUUAUAUAACCUGUUCUAUUUGAAUCCAAAUUAUGGAGCUUGUGAAGAAGGCAAAAGCAAAUCUAUGUUUGCUGGUAUGGGUCAUUGAUGUGUAUACUAUAGGAACAUGUACCAUAUUUAUCUUUACUGGCCUAAGCGUGUGUAAUCGAUCUCAUCUUCCUUUGAGAA
Rhododendron vialii is the source of this 3165-nucleotide messenger RNA. RefSeq names its product beta-galactosidase 9. Gene Ontology annotation, molecular function: carbohydrate binding; beta-galactosidase activity. The transcript has 20 exons. Gene Ontology annotation, biological process: carbohydrate metabolic process. Gene Ontology annotation, cellular component: cell wall; vacuole. The record is from RefSeq and is a predicted model, not a curated record. The coding region runs from base 90 to 2834 and encodes 914 amino acids. NCBI's taxonomy places the organism in Eukaryota, Viridiplantae, Streptophyta, Magnoliopsida, Ericales, Ericaceae.